UGCCUUUGCCUCCGGCCGGAGCCCUGAGGAUCUCGGAUGUGACUCACAGCUCCAUGCGGCUGAACUGGGACGCGGCUCCUGGAGCCGUGCGCAAAUACAUCGUCACCUACAAGCCGGAGGAGGGAGACCUGAAAGAGGUGGAGGUGGAGGGGGACGUGACCACGCUGGGCCUGACGCGCCUCAUCUCGCAGACCGAGUACGAUGUGGCCGUCACCCCCGUGUACGACGCCGGGCCCGCCAACCCCAUGUUGGGCACCGCCAUCACAGACGUGGUUCCGGCCCCUAAGAGCCUUCGGUUCUCGGAGGUGGCCCAGACCUCGUUCAGAGCCUCCUGGGAGCACGGCGCCCCCGACGUGGCGCUUUACCGCAUCGGCUGGGCCAGGAGGGGCCAAACAGACUUCCAGUUCGUGGAGAACAGCCAAGGAAACUCUGAUUACAUCAACGCCAGCCCCAUCAUGGAUCACGAUCCCAGGAACCCGGCCUACAUCGCCACUCAGGGCCCGCUGCCCUCGACAGUGGCCGAUUUCUGGCAGAUGGAUCACGAUCCCAGGAACCCGGCCUACAUCGCCACUCAGGGCCCCCUGCCCUCGACAGUGGCCGAUUUCUGGCAGAUGGUUUGGGAGAACGGCUGCGUGGUGGUGGUCAUGCUCACGCCUCUGGUGGAGAGCGGGGUGAAGCAGUGCUACCACUACUGGCCUGACGAGGGAUCCAACCUGUACCACAUCUACGAGGUGAACCUCGUGUCCGAGCACAUCUGGUGCGACGACUUCCUGGUCCGGAGCUUCUACCUGAAGAACAUGCAGACUAACGAGACGCGCACCGUGACCCAGUUCCACUUCCUGACCUGGCUCAACCAGAACGUCCCCGAGACCAGCCGGACACUGCUGGACUUCCGCAGUGAUGGUUCGGGACGGACCGGGACCUACAUCCUGAUCGACAUGGUCCUCAACAAGAUGGCUAAAGGCGCCAAGGAAAUCGAUAUCGCUGCAACGCUGGAGCACCUGCGGGACCAGAGGCCGGGGAUGGUCCAGACCAAGGACCAGUUUGAGUUUGCGUUGACGACCGUUGCCGAGGAAGUGAACGCCAUCCUGAAGGUCCUCCCCCAAUAG
Molecule: messenger RNA, 1109 nt
Organism: Menidia menidia (Atlantic silverside)
Lineage: Eukaryota; Metazoa; Chordata; Actinopteri; Atheriniformes; Atherinopsidae
Source: the annotation of a GenBank genome assembly